AUGCUGCGCUGUGCCCCUAGCAAGCUGUUCCGCGCCACGCCGCUGCUGCGUGUGUGGGCCGCGGAGGAGGACGACGCGAGCGCCCCGCGGACAACCUUCAGGAACGUGAGGCCUGGCCGGCUGCUGCGGCUGUGGCGCCAGAUGCGGCACCGCGCAUGGAUGCUGUACGCGUGGGAUGAGGAGUGGGUGUCGCCGAUGCAGGAGGGCUACCUGCACCAGCAGCGUCUCGAGCAGGUGUGCUUCGCGCCGCUGUCCGCGUACGGCGUGGUGCCUGGCAGCUACUGCGAUCCACUGCUGUACAACACGAAGAGCACGUCGCCGUUCCGGUGGCACGUGGCGAACGUGCAGGGCGACAUUGUCGGACACUGGUACAUGGACGCCGACGAGCUGUUCCGCAUCGAGGACUGGCAGCCGAGGGAGCCGGACGACCCGCUGGAGAUGUUCCCGCGACCGCCGCCGAUGCUGCUGCGGUGGGACGAGUCGGUGGACGAGCACGGCAACCGCGCGUUCCGGUACAGGUACCACUACGAUAUGAUGGGCCCCACGGGCAAGUGGGAGGCGUACCCGCGGUGCCCCUUCUCUCACCUUUACCAUGGCGGGCCAGACCAGCACGGACGCGCUGAGGGGUACGGCUUCCAGCAGGGCCACCUCCUGCGCUGCGACGAGGCGGAGGAGGAGGUGCUGCGCCGCAUCAUGGAGGGGGAGGACAGGGAGUGGGAGAUGGUGAAGCGGACGGAGGCGGUGCAGGAGCCGUGGUCGUACCCGGGCAAGAUCCGCCCGAGGGACUUUGAGGGGGCGGUGGAGCGUGCGAAGGCGCGGUUCCGCGAGCGGGUCCGACACGGCAAGGAGACGGACCCGAGCGAGGACCCCGAGUACGACCUUGUUCAGGCCAGCGAGUACGUGGAGCCGCGCGAUGGGCGGCGGGCGGAAUGGCGGCAUUUGUGA
Molecule: messenger RNA, 945 nt
Organism: Leishmania major strain Friedlin
Lineage: Eukaryota; Euglenozoa; Kinetoplastea; Trypanosomatida; Trypanosomatidae
Exons: 1
Coding region: 1-945 (314 amino acids)
Source: RefSeq, a predicted model, not a curated record